GCCCAGUGCCCGGCUCUAAUGGCACCGGAGACAUACGGGCACAGCUCCGCCCCGCCGGGCCGAACAAUACUGAUGUCAGGAGGCGGUGCCCGAUUCGGGUGAUGUGUGUGCGGAGGAUGCUGCGGCCCGACAGAGCAUUGUGGGUACUUCUGAGUUCAGAGGUCAUGAGGAGACCACCUAGCUGAUCAGCGGAACACGACCAGUGGCAAUAUGGAUACCUUCCCUGAGACUUUCACCUACAUAGAGCCCCUGGUGACGGAGGAGCCUCCAGGAAAUGGGACAGACCUGUGUUACAGUGCCCGUUCGCACAGCACGGUGCUUCAGGGCCUGCCAUUCGGAGGAGUCCCCACCGUUCUCGCAAUCAACUUUCUUGCCUGGCUGUUGUUGCUCCUGGUGUUCUCAUGCUUGCGGAAGGCAGCUUGGGAUUAUGGACGUCUCGCUCUCCUUAUAGACAAUGACAGCCCUGCCAUACGACGUAGAUGGACCUCAUAUGACCUCACCUCUCUUUUCUACGGGGAGCCGAGUGACAAGGAGAAAUCGCCAUGUGAGACCAGCCCGCCAGACCUCAGUAAUAAAGACCUGGGCUUCUGCUCCUGGCUCAGCUCCAUUUAUCAGAUGAAGGAUGAGGAAAUUCAGAGUAAGUGUGGAGUAGAUGCCAUCAUUUACCUGUCCUAUCAGCGCCAUCUUCUAGUGCUGACCUUACUCAUCUGUGUCUUCUCUGUCUCCAUCAUUCUGCCGGUGAACUUCUCUGGGGAUUUGCUGGGUGACAGUCCGGCUCAGUUUGGGCGUACCACCAUUGUCAACGUUCCCACACAGGAUCGGUUUCUCUGGCUGCACAGUGUCUUGGCUCUGUUCUAUUUCCUGAUGACCGUCCUCUUUAUGCGCCAUCACUCCGCCUCAUUACACUACCGGGAGGAUGAGAAGGUGGUGAGAACACUAAUGGUGACCCGAAUCCCACGAGAAAUCGCAGACUCCUCCCUUAUCACCAAACAUUUCCAUGAGGCGUACCCCAGCUGUACCGUCACCGAUGUCCAGUUCUGUUAUGACGUCCGGCGGCUGAUGAAGCUGGACAUAGAAAGGCGGCGCGCCAUGAAAGGUCGCAUGUACUUCGCUGGACAGUCUCAGAAAGAAGGGAGGAUCUUUAUAAAAACUCACCCGUGUGCCCGGCUCUGCCCCUGCGACUGCUGCGGCUUCCAGACCGUGGAGGCAGAGCAGUACUAUGCUGAGCUGGAGGAGAAACUGACCGAUGAGUUUACAGCAGAGAGGAACCGAAUCCCCCUGAAGAGACUGGGUGCGGCAUUUGUCACCUUCCAGGACGAGAGGAUGACAGCAGUGAUCAUCCAGGAUUAUGACCAUCCAAGAUGCCGCCGAUCCCCUCAGCAAUCCUCAGUCACUCCGGUCCUGCAUUCGCACCAGUGGGGGAUCCGUUACGCUCCGGCGCCCAAUGACGUCAUCUGGGAGAACUUGGCGGUGUCGGGUCCGGUGUGGUGGGUUCGCUUUGCUGGCCUGAACUUGGCAUUAUUUAUUCUGCUUUUCUUUCUGACCACCCCGGCUGUCAUUGUUAGCACCAUGGACAGAUUCAAUGUCACGCGGCCUGCGGAUAAUCUGAGGAAUCCAGUCAUCACCCAGUUCCUGCCCACUCUGCUGCUCUGGAUAUUCUCAGUGUGCCUGCCAUUCAUUGUAUAUUACUCGUCGUUCAUGGCUUGUCACUGGACCAGAUCAAACGAAAACCGGAUAACAAUGCACAAGUGUUAUUUUUUCCUGGUGUUCAUGGUCAUCAUACUGCCCUCUCUGGGCCUGAGCAGUCUGGAUCUAUUUUUCCGUUGGCUGUUUGAUGUCCAUUUUCUGGAUUCGGCCAAUGUCAAGUUACAGUGUGUUUUCCUCCCCAAUAAUGGGGCAUUUUUUGUCAACUACGUCAUCACUGCCAGUCUGAUCGGCACCGCCAUGGAACUGCUGAGAAUUCCAGGUCUCACGGUAUAUGCUACACGCCUUUGUCUCGCCAAGUCAGUGCCAGAGCGUCUCCACGUGAAGCGGAGUCAGGCCUAUGAGUUCCAGUUCGGCCUGGAGUAUGCCUGGACCACAUGUGUCUUCUCCGUAGUGAUGACCUACAGUAUUACAUGCCCCAUCAUCGUACCCUUCGGCCUCAUAUAUCUGCUGCUGAAACACAUGACGGACAGAUACAACAUAUACUACGCCUAUAUCCCCACCAAGCUGAGCCCCAGCCUGCACAGCGCCGCUGCACAGCAGCUCUUGGCUGCUCCCAUCCUGUGUGUCUUCUGGCUGCUCUUCUUCUCUGUCCUGCGGUUGGGAUCCACACACCCCGUCACUCUGUUCACAUUCGUCAGCCUGCUCUGCUGUUUACUCUUCUCCAUCUUUGGGCUUUGUCUGCGAAAGCUGCGACCGAAGAGACCGUCCAGCUAUCAGAUGUCGGAGCAGGGCGAUGGGAUGAUGCAGGACACGGAACGCAGCAGCAUAUCUUCUACGCUGCAGUCCAGUGUGUUUGUGGCCAAUGUCCUCCAAGAACAGGACCUCUCCCCCCUGACCUCUCCUGCUCAUCCAUCAUAUGGAGCUCUGGAAACCCGAGCUGAUAGCCCCGCCGAGGGGCCCGAAGUGGCUCCUGAGAGCUCAGACAACACCUGCAAUUAAGGUGGGGAGAAGAAGACACUGUACAAGAUUGGAGGAGCCAGCUUCUUUAGCAGGUGUAUGUGGGUGCCAUACCAGGCCAUACCAGGCCCUUCCUGGUUGAGUCAGGCUGUGUCCUGGCGCCCCCUUGUGCUCUUCAGUUCGGUGUACGUUUUUCUGCUGAGAUUCUUCCUGCUGACCGUCUCUGAGGUCAUUAUGUAGCCGAGCGCAAGGAAUUCUGCUGUGAGGGUGGAGUCACACCUCUAGGCUCCUCCCAUCCACAUACCACGGACCCCGAAUGUUCCAUUUGUGUAUGUACGCUCCUUCUGACGCCCCCUCCUGGAUAGCUGCGCUCCCUGGCUCCAUUUUUGCGUUUGCAUGGGGACAGCGCACAGUUUGCUAUAAAAUGUUAUUUAUGAGGUUGCUGAAUUAUGCCAAAUAUAAUUUUACAUGAGAAUGUUA
This is a messenger RNA of Rana temporaria (common frog), 3084 nucleotides long. It is a transcript of the gene TMEM63C, whose product is annotated as transmembrane protein 63C. Gene Ontology annotation, molecular function: calcium-activated cation channel activity. The transcript has 25 exons. Gene Ontology annotation, cellular component: plasma membrane. The record is from RefSeq and is a predicted model, not a curated record. Lineage: Eukaryota; Metazoa; Chordata; Amphibia; Anura; Ranidae. The coding region runs from base 211 to 2646 and encodes 811 amino acids.